AGGUUUAAUGGAGAAAGAAUAAUCUAUGAGUUAAGUUUGCAAGAUGCAAGUGCUAUUUAUGGCUCCAACAGUCCAAAAUCCAUGUUGAUCAAAUAUAUGGAUGUCAGCUUUGGACUUGGAUCAAAUAUCUUCACACUUACCCAGGGAGUAGAUUGUCCUUAUUUAUCAAAUUAUUUGGACUGGCACUUUUUUCGUGAUACUUCAUUACCUGUUAGCCGUAAAAAGGCUAUCUGCAUCUUUGAGCAGAAUGCUGAGUUGCCCCUACGACGACAUUGUGAAAGUAUCCAGUUCCCUUUUUAUGGAGGCUUGGCAGAUUCGCAUCUGGUGUUCCGGACAAUGUCUACAGUUGGCAACUAUGACUAUAUCUGGGAUUUUAUUUUCCACCAAAAUGGAGCUGUUGGUGUUCGGGUCCAUGCCAGUGGGUACAUUCAAUCUUCUUUUUACUUUGGUGAUGCCAGAGACUUUGGCAAUAAGGUUCAAGAAUGGGUGCUGGGAAUAAUUCACACCCACAAUAUUCACUUCAAGGUGGAUCUGGAUAUUGGUGUAUGGUUCAGGGCUAUCUUACAAAAACUUCAAUAUCUCAGUUUCUCUAGUGAUCGCACCAAUAAGUGGGGCCAUGAGCGAGGCUAUCGGAUCCAGAUAGUCAGCUUCUCUGGAGAGCAUGUGCCAGAAUCAGAUCCCACAGAGCCAGGCCUCAGCUGGGGUCGUUAUAAGCUAGCCGUUACAAAGAGGAAGGAAAAUGAACCAGUCAGCACCACUGCCUACAAUCAGGUUGACCCAUGGAAACCUCCCGUGGUCUUUGCUGACUUCAUAAACAAUGAGACUAUUGUCAAUGAGGAUCUGGUUGCCUGGAUCAAUGCUGGUUUUCUGCAUAUUCCACAUGCUGAGGACAUACCCAAUACAGCAACCCUUGGGAAUGUGGUUGGUUUCUUCUUGAGACCGUACAAUUAUUUUGAUGACGACUCUUCCAUGUAUUCUCCAGACAGCGUCUACUUCACCAGCCUGCAGAACCCCACUUCCUGUGAUGUCAACCAACUUGCAUGUCUGCCUAAACUGUCAUCAUGCAAUCCUAGUUUAAAAAAUUAG
Molecule: messenger RNA, 1086 nt
Organism: Python bivittatus (Burmese python)
Lineage: Eukaryota; Metazoa; Chordata; Lepidosauria; Squamata; Pythonidae
Source: RefSeq, a predicted model, not a curated record